GUCCUUAUAACCAGAAAGCCAGAUUUUCCGGGACUCACAAACACAACAGGAACACUGGAGACCACGUCGUCGCGCGCACGGAACCGUUUUCCGGAGACGAAACUCUGGCUUCCUCUCCCCAAAAAACACUUUUUUCCCCGGAUUACUCCCCGGUUGCUCCACACCCUUCAUGACCGCGAGCGGACGACCAGAAGCCGCCAUGGAUUUUCUCAACCACAACUAUUUGAACGCGCGCGGCCCGUACGACUACACUUUUAAUUUCUGGAACGACUAUCUCGGGCUCACCACGUUAGUCACGAACAACAACAACAAGCUCAGCAUCCCCCAGAACCCCAACUCCAUCACCGAGUCUCUGAAGGCGACCCUGGGCUUGGACGACUCCCCGCCGUGUCCGUGCGUAAUCGCGGGCGGCGUCGGGGACAGCGGGCACCUGGACUGCUGCUGCCCGUCCGGAAGCCCCCCGCCGCCGGCCUCCAUCCUGGACUUGAAGGAGCGCUUCUCGAUCCUGAGCCCGUUCCAGAACCAGCUGGGCGUCCACCUGCCGGAGCGGGAGGCGGUGGGCUUCGGCGGGAGCUUCGCCGGGUUCGAUCUGUUCGGCAUGGAGCGCAAGAUGCGCAAACCCGCCUCCAGGAGCAAGCAGGAGCCCAAAAUAUGCGUCUUCUGCCGAAAUAACGGCGCGCCGGAGGAGGUGUAUGGCUCUCACGUGCUGAAGACGCCCGACGGGAGGGUCGUGUGCCCGAUUCUGAGGGCGUACACGUGUCCCCUGUGCAGCGCCAACGGGGACAAUGCGCACACGAUCAAAUACUGCCCGCUGUCUAAAGACCAGCCGUCCCAGAGACCGUUAAAGGGAGGGAGGGCAGUGGGUGGUAAGAGGAUGAAAAUAUUCUAAACAGACUAUAAAGUAAAUUUUAAUAUUGCACUGAACUAUUUCCAGAUGACUGUUUUUUUAAAUUUUAGGCUUUAGCCUUUAUUCCAGUUUCAUAAACAUUGAUUUUAUCUUCUUUUUUCCUCCCCUCUCUAAGAUCUCUUAUAUUUUUAUAGUUCUUUUAUCCACAUAGAACAAUUGUUAUGCUUUAUACAUCGGAUUUAUUUUUCUCGCGAUAUAGUUUAUAGUCAUUUGUGCGCGUGCGCAUACGAAACUCAUAUAUCUCUAGUCACACAGUGUGGAGAGAAGUAUUUUGGUCGCGUGGGAGAGGAACACACACUGACAUGUUGGCAAAAGGGGGGAUGAAUAUUCAGAUUUCUUACCGAGUAUUUUUGUACGUCGAGCUGAAAGAAGAAGAAGAAAAGCUCGCAGCGAUAUUUUUUUGUUCUUCUUCUUUUGUUCUUUUUUUUCUCGUCUUUAGAAAACCAAAGUUAUGUUUGCCAUUAAAAGAAGCUCAAGAAUGUGUCA
Pseudoliparis swirei is the source of this 1393-nucleotide messenger RNA. RefSeq names its product nanos homolog 1 (gene nanos1). Gene Ontology annotation, biological process: oogenesis; negative regulation of translation. Gene Ontology annotation, molecular function: mRNA binding; zinc ion binding. Gene Ontology annotation, cellular component: perinuclear region of cytoplasm. Lineage: Eukaryota; Metazoa; Chordata; Actinopteri; Perciformes; Liparidae. The transcript has a single exon. The record is from RefSeq and is a predicted model, not a curated record. Bases 170 to 889 code for a protein of 239 amino acids.